Messenger RNA from Mercenaria mercenaria, 1248 nucleotides. Its product is annotated as craniofacial development protein 2-like. Gene Ontology annotation, biological process: chromatin remodeling. Lineage: Eukaryota; Metazoa; Mollusca; Bivalvia; Venerida; Veneridae. The coding region runs from base 1 to 1248 and encodes 415 amino acids. The record is from RefSeq and is a predicted model, not a curated record. The transcript has a single exon. Gene Ontology annotation, molecular function: catalytic activity. Gene Ontology annotation, cellular component: nucleus.
AUGAAACGAUAUAACAUAUCACUGUUGGGCAUGAGUGAAGUCAGGUGGACAGGAACUGGGAAGCAGAGACUGAACUCAGGAGAAGUCGUUAUAUGGUCAGGGCGAAAGGAUAACAUCCAUCAUGAAGGGGUAGCUCUUAUCAUUGACCAAAAGUUUGCCAACACUGUUCUAGAGUGGAAACCUAUCAGUGAACGCCUACUAUAUGUGAGACUCAACUCCAGAUACACAAAGGUCUCCAUUGUAGUUGCUUAUGCACCAAUUGACAACGCAGAGGAGGAAGCAAAGGACAAUUUCUACAGCUCACUACAGGCAGUACUAGAUGACAUCCCAAGGCAUAAUGUCACACUACUGAUGGGCGAUUUUAAUGCAAGAGUUGGACAGAACAACUAUAACAGGAGGAGAGUAAUGGGUCAGCAUGCCAUGGGCGACCUUACCAACAAUGGCGAAAGGCUCGUCAGUUUGUGCGAGGAGAAUGACUUUGUCAUAGGGGGCACCCUUUUUGCACACAAGACCAUCCACAAGUUGACUUGGACAUCACCAGAUGGAAAUACCAAAAGCCAGAUAGAUCACAUCAUGAUCAACAGUAAGUGGAAGCACUCUCUACAGGAUGUGCGAGUAAUGCGCCAUGCCGAUGUUGGUAGUGACCAUAAUCUUGUCAUAGCAAAGAUUACUCUCAAGCUGAGGAAAGCUAAGGUCGGGAUAAGUAGAAGCAAGCGAUUUGAUGUUACCAAACUCAGAAACCGAAACGUCAGAGAAAAAUUUAACGUCACGCUCAGAAACCGAUUCAGCAUCCUCCAAGAUGAAACAGCUCUCACUAUUGACCAAUUCAACAAGACCAUGAAUGAUGCUGCAGCAGAAGUCAUAGGCUACAGGAGAUGUGCCAAGGCUGAAUGGAUAUCUGAGGACACAUGGUCGUCCAUAGAACAGAGGAAACAACUGAAGAAAAACCUCCUAGAUGCCAAGUCACCAAGGUUGAAAGAGAGGGCAGCCACUUUAUACAGGGAAAAAGAUAGGGAAGUGAAGACAUCAGCGAGAAGAGAUAAGCGCCGAUACACAGAGCAACUUGCUGAAGAUGCACAGAUAGCUGCUGAACGCGGAGAUAUGAAGACCAUCUAUCAGAUCACUAAGAAGCUUAGAGGUGAUCACGGUCCCAAUCAAGAUCUCCCAGUGAAAGCAGAAGACGGCUCAUCAAUAACGGAGGAAGUGGCAAAACUCGAGAGAUGGAGAGAGCAUUUUGAAAAGAUAUAA